Molecule: messenger RNA, 300 nt
Organism: Fomitopsis serialis
Lineage: Eukaryota; Fungi; Basidiomycota; Agaricomycetes; Polyporales; Fomitopsidaceae
Exons: 5
Coding region: 1-300 (99 amino acids)
Source: RefSeq, a predicted model, not a curated record
AUGAAGUUCGCCUUUGCAUUCGUCCUCGUCGCUUGUGCCCUGCUCGAUGUCGCCACUGCAGUUCCGGCUCCUCAGGCCGAGAAGCGCUUUGAAGCCAGUAGUGACAUGGAAGUACGGGCAUUUGGCGGGGAUGGUGUGGGUGCAGAGUCCGCUCUCGAGAAACGCGCUGGUGAUGCCGCCUAUGCUUCCCCCUACCUUGAAUCUGAUGACCUUGAUAAACGCGCACCCGGCGCGAAUGAUCUGGCUUCAGGUUCUCCGCUCGGAAGGCGCAACGGCGUGUUCGCCUAUACCGCCCCUUGA